This is a messenger RNA of Fusarium verticillioides 7600, 597 nucleotides long. RefSeq lists its product as hypothetical. NCBI's taxonomy places the organism in Eukaryota, Fungi, Ascomycota, Sordariomycetes, Hypocreales, Nectriaceae. The transcript has a single exon. Bases 1 to 597 code for a protein of 198 amino acids. The record is from RefSeq and is a predicted model, not a curated record.
AUGGUCGUCAAUAACGUCCCUGAUGAGAGUCUCGCUCCUGAGCUCAUCGGGGUACCUCGACCCAAGCAGCGCCGGGCUACUGCCAAGAGGGUGCCAAAGCAACAGGGCCCCAAGCGUGUCCCCAACGGCGUCGGCAAACCGCCUAAGCGCCUCUCUGCAAACCAGCAGCAGAGGCAAUGGGACCGGGAGAGGAUGGCGGAGUUGAGACAACAGCGAGAUGAUCGGGCAGCUGCUGAAGCGGCUGCUACGAUGGCUAGUGGGACAACGGCUACCCAGCCUGGCCAACUUUAUGGCCAGAAUCAAUUUUGUAAAAAUUGCGGCCAAAGUCUGUCACAGACAACCUCGGUGUUUUGCCCUCCAGCCGGGCCGGGGGGUUAUUACUCUCAGGCUGCUGGUCCCGUGUAUCAGCAACCUCCUGUGCCCCCGGCCCCCUUUGCGGCUUAUGCUCCCUCUCCCGCUCCCCGCUCCCGCUCCCGCUUCCCAUCUCGCUCCUCCACCACCUUCACCUCCCGCUCCUGUUCUCCCUCCCGCUCCCGUUCUCCCUCUCGCUCCCCAUCUCGCUCCACCUCCCUCUUCCGAUCCCCAGAUCCCAACUAG